Molecule: messenger RNA, 781 nt
Organism: Cynara cardunculus var. scolymus (artichoke)
Lineage: Eukaryota; Viridiplantae; Streptophyta; Magnoliopsida; Asterales; Asteraceae
Exons: 2
Coding region: 25-720 (231 amino acids)
Biological process (GO): shoot system development; root development
Source: RefSeq, a predicted model, not a curated record
CUUCAAUACACCAAAGCUUCAAACAUGGAGAACUCAAGCAAUCCUCAGGUGAAUCUUGAUUAUAGAAAUAAAGCCCUAGUUGAAGAUGCACUUACUGGAUCUACUGGUGUGCUUGAUUAUUACAGCAAACUCAUGGGGUUUCUUACUCCAAUGAAGGAAAAUGUCCGAACCCUUCAAUCUGUGAUUCGAAGAAAAGGGAGCUGCGAAGCUGAUCAUCUUUCUGAUUACGUUUUGUAUCGGAACAAAUCCAAGAAGAACAUCGCCAAGAGCCUUGGAUCAUUGGAGCAAAUGGAAAAGGAUUCUAAAUUGUUUCUUGAAUAUGGAGAAGAUCAUCAUUUGUCAAUCGUGGUUGGAGUUCUAAGAGAGAUUGUCACUGCCACCAUCUCCAUGUUCCGAGCUCUUUUGCUUUGUUUAUUUGGUAAAACUAAACCCGUGGCAUAUUAUGGGUUCUCGUUCAUCGCGAAAUUGAUGUCCACCACUAGGCCAGACUGUCACGAAAAUCAAGAGAUUGUUAACGAUAACGAUCAGAUAGAUGUCGCACUUCAUUCUUUACAGAAAACAGUCAAGAACAAUGAGAAUAAGGCUGUUGAAGUACAGAUUGUAAUGGAGAGCUUAGUGAAUCUUGAUCUUCAGAUCGAGAUAUAUGAGGACGGGUUGGAUUCUCUUUUUAGGCGACUAAUUCAAACCCGAGUCUCCCUUCUUAACAUUCUAGUGAACUAGAAAUGUACGAUAUACUUAGGAUUUCGUCUUUGGAAAAUAUAUAUAAUUUCAUUUUAUACGU